AUGACUCUGCGUCCCUCCACUGCUCCGCAGCGUGUCCCGCUGCCGUCUCCUCCUGCGUCCUCCCUUCCUACUCUUCCUGACCCGGAGUCUGACUCCCGUCGUGCUGCCAGUCCCACUGUUACGCGUCUCCUCGCUACAGUUGUCACUGACCCGACCUUUGAGUCCUCUGCUGCGUCUGCCCUGGUCGCUGAGUUGGUUGACUUUGCUGCUCGCUGUCGCCUAGACUACGCUGCCAGCCUUGUCGCUAGGUCUGAGUCUGCGUCUGCCUGUCCUCCGUCCGUCGGGGGUGAGUGUGCCCUCGGCACGGACGUCCUUGAGGACAGACAGGAGGAGUUCCACUGCCUUGCUGCUGCUUUGCCCCGUCUCGUGUCCUUGCUAGUUGCCCCUGAGGGAGACCCGGAUGCACCAGACAUCCCGACCCCACGCUCUUACGCUGAGGCGAUGGCGGGUCCCUACUCCUCUCAGUGGCAGACAGCCAUGGACGCAGAGAUGGCCUCCUGGAAGUCCACAGGCACCUACGUAGACGAGGUUCCCCCUCCUGGGGCGAACAUCGUCAGUGGCAUGUGGAUUUUCAGGGUGAAGCGGCCUCCGGGUUCUCCACCUGUCUUCAAGGCGCGCUACGUGGCUCGAGGCUUCAGUCAGCGAGAGGGAGUAGACUUCUUUCAGACCUUCUCCCCCACCCCGAAGAUGACUACUCUUCGGGUGCUGCUGCACAUAGCCGCUCACCGCGACUACGAGCUUCACUCUCUUGACUUCAGCACUGCUUUCUUGCAGGGCAGCCUGCACGAGGAGAUCUGGCUGCGCCGCCCCCCUGGCUUCACUGGGUCAUUUCCUCCUGGCACCCAGUGGAGGCUUCAGCGGCCGGUCUACGGUCUCCGCCAGGCGCCACGUGAGUGGCACGACACACUGAGGACGACACUUGCGGCUCUUGGGUUCGCUCCCUCUACUGCUGACCCGUCGCUGUUUCUACGCACCGACACCUCGCUGCCGCCGUUCUACAUCCUCGUGUACGUCGACGACUUGGUCUUUGCCACUGCUGACACCGCGGCACUCGCUCACGUGAAGUCGGAGCUGCAGAGGAGACACACGUGCACAGACCUGGGUGAGCUGACGAGCUAUCUUGGCUUGCGGAUCACCCGGGACAGAGCACGGCGCACCAUCACCCUGACUCAGUCACACAUGGUGCAGCAGGUCCUCCAGCGCUUCCGCUUCACGUACUCCUCGCCUCAGUCCACUCCUCUGCCUACCGGUCACUCGCUCUCAGCUCUGCCUUCGGAUGAGUCCGUAGAGCCGAGUGGCCCGUAUCCAGAGCUUGUGGGCUGCCUCAUGUACCUGAUGACCUGCACUCGACCUGACCUUGCAUACCCUCUUAGCAUCCUAGCACGCUAUGUCGCUCCUGGCCGUCACCGGAAGGAGCACAUGGAUGCUGCUAAGAGGGUGUUGCGCUACCUGUGCAGUACGUCGGGCAUGGGGCUUGUGCUUGGAGGGCGAGACCAGGUUGUUCUCACAGGGCACUCAGACGCUUCUUGGGCAGACGACCAGGCUACUCAGCGGUCGUCCCAGGGUUACACCUUCAGCCUUGGCUCUGGCUCAGUUUCUUGGCGUUCUACUCGCUCUUCUUCUGUUCUCAGCUCCAGUUGUGAGGCUGAGAUCUACGCCACAGCCAUGGCUGCUCAGGAGCUACGCUGGCUGACCUACCUGCUGACCGACCUCGGAGAGCGGCCUCGUUCUCCUCCAGUGCUGUACGUCGACAACAAGGCUGCCAUUGCCUUGUGUGAGGAGCACAGACUGGAGCACAGAACGAAGCACAUCGCUCUGCGGUACUUCCUUGCUCGAGAGCUGCAGCAGCGUGGUCAGCUUUGUCUGCGUUACGUGGCCACGGAGGCCAACACUGCUGAUGUGUUCACCAAGGCGCUUCAGCCUUGUGACCAUCAGCGUUUUUGCACUCUGCUAGGCCUUGUACCUACUGGGCCUCACUUGCUUACCUCUUGA
This is a messenger RNA of Closterium sp. Yama58-4, 1992 nucleotides long. The record is from the annotation of a GenBank genome assembly. NCBI's taxonomy places the organism in Eukaryota, Viridiplantae, Streptophyta, Zygnematophyceae, Desmidiales, Closteriaceae.